This is a messenger RNA of Ostreococcus lucimarinus CCE9901, 1431 nucleotides long. RefSeq lists its product with no specific name. The transcript has a single exon. The coding region runs from base 1 to 1431 and encodes 476 amino acids. The record is from RefSeq and is a predicted model, not a curated record. NCBI's taxonomy places the organism in Eukaryota, Viridiplantae, Chlorophyta, Mamiellophyceae, Mamiellales, Bathycoccaceae.
AUGCGAUCCGCGUCCGCGCGCGUCGCGCGAUCCGCGACGCGCGGCGCGCGGUGUCGACGCCGACGCGCGCGCGUCGCGCGAUCGACGCGCGCCGCGAGGCCGACGGCGCCGUCGAUCGCGUUCGUCGGGUGGGAGUGGAUCGAACCGUCGUCCUCGGCGGCGGGCGCGCGGUCCGUCGCGCUCGUCGCGGAGGCGCUGCGGCGAGGGUGGCGCGUGACGUGCGUCGCCAGCGCGGAGGCGCGCGCGGGGCAGGAGGACGCGCUCCGCGCGAUGGGCGCCGAGACGCGCCGGAUGAAGGCGAAUCGAGGGGAUGAAUUGCGCGCGCUCGUCGAGGCGGCGAGACCGGAUUGCGUCGUGUUCGAUAGGUUCCUCGCGGAGGAGGCGUACGCGGGGAGGCUGCGGGAGAUCGCGCCGAGCGUGGUGCGAGUGCUCGACAUGCAGGACGCGCACGCGCUGCGAAGGGCGAGGGAACGCGCGGCGAAGGCGGCGAAGACGCGCGGCGAAGACGCGGCGAAGGAGGUUUUGAAGAGCGCGCCGAACGCGAGGGACGAGGAUUUGAUGCGCGAGAUCGCGAGCGUGCAGAGGAGCGAUUUAACUCUGGUGUGCUCGCCCGUGGAAAAGGAGUGGUUGACGCGCGAGUGCGGCGUGGCGGAGAGGAAAUUACGCUUGGCGUCCUUCUUCGUCGAUUCCGUCGACGCCGAGGCGAUGAAGAGGGAUUUUAGCGCGCGGAAGGAUUUCGCCACCAUCGGUACGUUCAUGCAUAAACCAAACGUAGAUUCUGUAGAGUGGUUGUGCGAAGAGGUGUGGCCGUUGGUGCGCAAACAGCUCCCCAACGCGACGAUGCGCGUGUACGGAUCUUACGCCACCGAAAACCAUCGUCGACGAUUUCACAAACCAGCGCAAGGAUUCUUGUUCGAAGGUUUCGCGGAGGACUUGGGCGAGACGUUGCGCGCGCAUCGCGUGUUGCUCGCCCCGCUUCGGUUCGGCGCCGGUAUCAAAGGCAAGAUUCUCGACGCGUGGCGAUACGGAUUACCCGCGUGCACGACGCCCAUCGGCUCCGAGGGAUGCGUGCCGGACGUCGUCGAGUUUUGGUCGCCCACUUCGAGCGCGCCGAUAGACCCCGAGCACGGGUGGGGCGGGUUUGGCGAUUUCACAAACCCGCAAGAUAUCGCCGACGCCGCCGUUCGUCUUCACGAAGACGAAAAUUUGUGGCGUCUCGCUCGCGGAAACGGCGCCGACCUCCUCGAUCGCCUCUUCUCCGCCCGCGUCAACUUACCCGACGUCUUCGACGCCAUCGAGCGCGUCAUCGACGAUGUCGAUGCCGUUCGAGACGCGGAUUAUUUCGGCCAGUGCUUAUGGCGAGAAGACGUGCGUUCGACGACGUACUUUUCCAAAUGGAUCGAAGCGAAAGAAACCGGCGCGACGAAUUAG